Pyrgilauda ruficollis (rufous-necked snowfinch) is the source of this 1448-nucleotide messenger RNA. Its product is annotated as beta-1,3-galactosyl-O-glycosyl-glycoprotein beta-1,6-N-acetylglucosaminyltransferase 7-like. The transcript has 2 exons. NCBI's taxonomy places the organism in Eukaryota, Metazoa, Chordata, Aves, Passeriformes, Passeridae. Gene Ontology annotation, cellular component: membrane. Bases 29 to 1156 code for a protein of 375 amino acids. Gene Ontology annotation, molecular function: acetylglucosaminyltransferase activity. The record is from RefSeq and is a predicted model, not a curated record.
AUAAGAAGACAGGAUCUGGAAGUAAAAGAUGAACCCACUUCAUGCAAAGAAAUCAAGAUUUUUAGUGUGUGUUGCUGUCUGUAUGUUCAUCUACACCUUCAUUUACCUAAAGGUUCCACUUUAUGAGUCAGAUGAGCAAAAAUUCCGUGUCAAAAGAGCAGAGUGUGGUUUUUACCCAGAUGAACUUUGCUCUGCUCUUUUUGUGGGGAAACCUGCAGCAUUUAGAAUUGGAAACUUUUGUCAGAAGUCCUUCCAGCCCAAAGCCCUCAGCUGCAUUCAGACUUCCUGCAGCUGCUCCACAGUCCUGAAGACUUUGCAUUUUAUCACCAGACCACUGUCAGAGGAAGAAGGAAAUUUCUCCUUGGCAUACAUUAUUACAAUUCACAAGGAACUGGAAAUGUUUGUGAGGCUGCUAAGAGCUAUUUAUAUGCCUCAGAAUAUUUACUGCAUCCACAUUGAUGAAAAGUCAUCCAGAGAUUAUAAAACUGCUGUACAGAACAUCGUUAACUGCUUUGAAAAUAUUUUUAUUUCCUCCAAAAGAGAGCACGUUGUUUAUGGAGGGUUUUCAAGAUUACAAGCUGAUAUUAAUUGCAUGAGAGACCUCGUUAACUCCAGAGUUCAGUGGAAUUAUGUUAUUAAUCUGUGUGGUCAAGAUUACCCCUUGAAAACAAACAAAGAAAUCAUAGAAUACAUAAAAAGUAAAUGGAAUGGUAAAAAUAUCACUCCUGGGAUAGUGCAGCCCCUGCAUGUGAAGCACAGGACAGAGGUCAGCUACAGGGAGUACGUGCAUUCUGGAGUGCCAUACGUGUACCCAGCAAAGGUCAGGAAAGCUCAGCCCCCACACAACCUGACCAUCUAUUUUGGCAGUGCCUAUUACAUCCUCACCAAGGGCUUUGUGGAGUUCACACUGAGUGAUGCCCGGGCUAAAGCUCUGCUGGAGUGGUCCAGGGACACCUACAGCCCUGAUGAGCACUACUGGGUCACCCUCAAUCGUUUACCUGAUGCUCCAGGGGCUACACCCAAUGCAGGCUGGCAAGGAGACCUAAGAGCCAUUAAAUGGAAAGAUCAAGAAGGGCUUUCACACAAAGGCUGCAAAGGUAACGUGAAUUUUGAUCAUGAACUUAAAUUUGAUUCACUGGUAAGCAUUAAUUGGUGAUUAUGUAUUAUUUAAACCAGCUAUUAAAUGAGCUUCGGUGGUCAUAUAUAAUAUUUUGGAAGCAUUAAAUAAAACAAGGCACCCUAUAAAUUACUGCACUAUAUCCAAUUGAAGAGAUUUUGAGAUAUGUGUUAUAUUAAUUUAUUAGUUACAUAUUUGAUGUAUUUUGAGAUGAGCAGAGUAUCCACACACUGACAACCCUUCUUUCAGUCCCUAAUUACCAAUGCACUAAUUUGAUCACUUCUCGGUGGAGGGGCUUUACCUGACAAGGAUGUUUGUCAGGAACUUUCAU